Molecule: messenger RNA, 206 nt
Organism: Funneliformis caledonium
Lineage: Eukaryota; Fungi; Glomeromycota; Glomeromycetes; Glomerales; Glomeraceae
Source: the annotation of a GenBank genome assembly
AACUUGAAGAAAUGAUUGAAGAGAAAAAGCCAACCAUUAUAGAAGUAUCAGAAGAAUCUAAAAAUGUGGGUGUUGAAAUAGAUGACUUAAAUCCCGAGGAAACGGAAGUAGAUGACUAUAAUUUAUCAACUGAAAUAUUUGAUAUAUGUCAUAAAGAACAUCCCAUCUCUCAUUUACCGUAUUAUUCAAGUAAUCCAAGCUUUUAG